Molecule: messenger RNA, 1140 nt
Organism: Ilyonectria robusta
Lineage: Eukaryota; Fungi; Ascomycota; Sordariomycetes; Hypocreales; Nectriaceae
Exons: 3
Molecular function (GO): FAD binding
Source: RefSeq, a predicted model, not a curated record
ACAGUUCUCAUUGUUGGCGCAGGGCCUGUAGGGCUGUUCACAGCGCUCAAACUUGCCCAGAAGGGAAUCGAUGUCGUUGUGAUUGACAGCGAGCCCCAUGUGCUCAAAAGCGCCAGGGCAACGACAUAUAUGCCCAUCGUCCUGAACGAAAUGGAAAAGGUUGGCCUCGUCGAUGACCUGCUCAAGGCGGGUCACACAAAUCGAGAAGGUGUCAGCUUUCGCAAAACCAAUGCCCAAGGCGGUGAGGUACUCGGCGCUCUCAUGAUGGCUGCAAUCCCCAAAGGCGCAGUGAAGUACGACUUCACCGGCAUUCAUCUUGGCCAACAAGCUGUGGGUGAGUUGAUUCUCAAGCACUGUGAGGCUCAGAAGUCGUUUCGUGUCUUGUGGCAGCAUCGGUUCGCCGGGCUCAAACAGCAGGAUGACAUGAAGCCGAUCGAGGUCGUAGCCGCAAGCCCAAUGGGCGAGAAGUUCUUCACCUGCGACUAUCUAGUCGGCGCAGACGGAGCGGGCAGUUCUGUGCGUCGUUCUCUUUGUAUUCCCUUUGAGGGCUUCACGUGGAACGACUUCCGCUUCGUGGCAUCCAACGUCAAGUACGAUUUUGAGAAGUAUGGAUUCACAACCGCCAACAUGAUCGUCGAUGAGGAGGACUGGGCAGUGAUUGCUAGAACGGGCCCCGGUGACGACCCAUGGCGUGUUGCCUUCGGACUGCGUACAGAUGUUCCCAUGGGAGAUCUUAUGGAGCAUCUAAAGGAGAAGUAUGAGCGACUUCUGCCUGGUCCGCGUCCCCUCAAGUACGAUUUGGUCAGUGCAAACCCGUACUGGGCCCACCAAAGGGUUGCAAAGACCUGGAACGUUGGGCGAGUUGUUCUUGCAGGCGAUGCAGCACACUCGAAUAAUCCCAUCGGCGGGCUUGGGCUCACCACAGGAUUUUUAGACGCUGCUGCACUGGGAAACUGCUUGAUCAGGAUCAUCCGCCACGGCGAGAAGCCGGAUGAGCUAUUCAGUCGCUAUGAGAGUGUGCGACGGGCUGCAUGGGUCAACUACACCAACAAGGCAUCCACUGAUCUUAAGCUGCGAUUGCACUCUACCGAUCCACAGAUUGUCGCCGAUCGACAAGCAUUUUUCGAUGCGCUCAACAAC